CUGCCGGGAAUUUAAAAUAAAAUACUGCGACACAUGACAUUUCAAAUGAAUGAAUGAAUAAAUCAGUUUAGUAAUAUUUGCAUAGAAGAGGCACAGAAGAAAACUGCAGGUUCCAUGAAGCAUGGCAGCGUGGAAAUUUCCAUCAUUAUUACCUGGUUCCCUAUAAAACUCAGUCAUGCUCUCUUCUAAAGUCAUUUUUUAUCUGUCCAGUCACAAUCUCUGCUGGCUAAGAACUUCUAUCAUUCCUCAACUUGCUCAGAAAGGACUCGAGCUGAGACAUUUAGCACGCCACUAGCUAGGACUUAUUGAAAAUGUUGGAAUUUGUUAAAGGCAGCUAAAACACAUAAAUAUUAAAUAAACAAUAUUAGAUGGUUUUCCCAAAAAAAAUCCCUUCCUUAUCUAAACACACAAAGCUGUCCACAUACAGAAACAAAAGUUCCAGUUUCUCCCAUGGAUAGGAGAAAUGAUUCUGGUUACCAAGAAUGUUCAAUGACUGCUCAACCCAAAAUAAAAAAUAGUUUUUCUUCCUCUGUAGUGGUAUUUAUCAGUCUAGAUUGUUUGGUGUGACUUGCUGAGUGUUGGAGAUAUCGGCUGUAGAGAUGUCUGCCUUCUCUUGAAUGUAAUGGAACUAGAUGGCACUCAGCUUGUGGUGCUCAGAGCGCCAAACAAAAUACAUUUGAAAAACUCAACAGCACUGUCUCUUUCCAGAAAUCAUGACCUGGUUAUUCAAGAUAAUCCAUUGAGCUUUUUAGGAACUAUUUUCUUUCUACCAAACUACACCCACUAACUGUUUCACUACGCAGAAGGAGACGUGCAUCUGCUCAUGGAUGAGAUGCUCAUGCUCUUGACAGCGUUAGAUGAAAACACUGAUGCCAUCUUCCUCGGCUGAGCUGUAACAUUUGCUCAGUAGUGCUAGGUGAGCUAGCAGUAGAUGCACACUGUUGGCGGGCAAGCAGCUGUGUCAGCUUCCAUCCUGCUGGUCUUGAUCAAAGUGUCAGCAGUCUUUAAACAGCCAGCCAUGACCCGGGUGGACAAAAACCUGCUGAAGAAUCAUCAUAAGCAAAAUUGAGACCCAUCUCCUCCAGUUUCCUGGCAGUGACAUUUACAGGAAAGCUCAAGCCAAAUGUGAGACCAGAGGUUUAAAUUACAGUACUAUACGCUAAUAUAUUAAUUAAAAUACUGCAUCUGAAGAACAUUUUCGUAGUGAAUUUCUAUUAUCGUUAUAAUCAUGAAUGUUGUGUCCAGCAGCACUAUAGACUGCUGGGCAACCAACAAUAAAAGAGAACCUGCAAAAAACAGGCUGCAUACACACCAACCUCAUAAAACACAAAAGAUCUCAAUCAAGCACUGGCAUAUGUCAUACUGAAAGAUAUGAUGCUAUUUUGAAUAGUUGAAAUGCUUUUUAACAUGUGUGUCCUGUUUGUGAUGUAAUGAAAUAUUUUUUUCUGAAUAAAAUUAGAGUUAAAGUGAUUCCAAUAUGGUUUCAUGACAUUUUAAGAUGUAAGCAAAAUUUGAUGAUUAUCAAGAUGAUAUCAUGAAUUGCGAUUAUUUUGGCCAGGAUAACUAUGACCUGAAAUUUUAGUAUUGACCCAUGCCAACAACAGACUGUUUGUACUCUGAGUGAAUCCGACAUUUCAGAGUGAAUUGUGUCUCCAACAACUGGCUGCAUUUGGGCAAAAGUAAGUAUUACAGUGUGAUUUUGACAUGAUUUGUCUAUGGCCAUAUUAGUAACAGUACAGUAGUACUUGCUUUUUUAUAUCUUAUUAUUAUGUGUGUAAUAAUUUUACUGGUAGGCAUGAGUCAUUUUCAGGACUCAUGAGCUUGUAGAUAGGUUUUCAACGAGAACAACCCUGUGGCCACUUUUUAGUGGACAAGGGAAGUGAUAUUGUUUAGUAUAUGUCCUACCACCGUCCUAGAUAUGAUUGAAAAUAGUUGAUCGAUGACUGAUUGAUUCAACCCUACCAAGUAAAGCAACUGCUUUCCAUUGUGCCAUGCCAUCUUGCUUAUAGAGAGGAGUUGUGCAACUUGUUUGAUUGAGAUGGAGUCACUGAAGCUCAAACUAGUCUACAGUUUGUGCAAUCUUAGAAUUAGAGAUUAUUGAUUUGUGCACUCAUUUUUUUACCAGUCUUGCAUGAAUUCAAAUCUGCAAGAAAGUUCAAAAUUCUAAUUCACAUCUGACACAAAAGAACAUCUUUGGGGCGACAGUAGCUCAGUCCAUCGGGACCUGGGUUGGGAACUAGAGUAUCACUGGCUCACGCCCCCAUCUGGAGCAAGUACGGAGCAUGGGCUGGUAGCUCAACAGGUGCCAUUUCACCUCCUGGGCACUGCUGAGGUGUCCUUGAGCAAGGCACAGAACCCCCAACUGCUUGGGGCACCCCUCCAUGGACCUCUCAUUCUGACAUCUCUCCAUUUAAUGCAUGUUUAGGUCCUGUUUGUGCAUGUGUGUGCAUUUUGGACCUGUGUGUAUAUGACAACACAGUGAAAAAGUUGAAUUUUCCCCCAGGAUUGACAAAGUAUUUAUUUUCUUCUUCUUCUAAGAGGAACUCUCCGUGUGAAUAUGCAAAAUAUACAGAGCAACAUGCUGUAGGUAGUGAGAAAAACAGAAGAAAAACUGAUGAACAGAUAACCAAGCAGAACUUUUGUCUUUAUUAUCUUUGUGUGUUUGCUUGUGUGCUAAAUGUGCCGAAUUUCAACAUUUAAAAUCCUUUGUGUCCACAAAUAGUCACUCUUUCCUCUGACUCAAACCUACUCCUGCAGAGAAAUGUAAGCGGCAAGGGUGGCUUAGAACAGCAGCCAAUAGGAACUUCCCAAUGAUGUCAUUUUGAGGGACUUGCAAAUAUCACAGUGCUCACAUAAAUCACAUAGGAUCAAGCAUUAAAGGAACAAAAGGGAUAUAGGUCAUCUAGUUUCUGUGUUUCCCAAACUCUUUGCACCCAUUUCUCUACAUAUGUGGUUGAUACUUCAUUAUAGUGCAAUCCAAAACAACACCAUGGCAAGCUAGAAAUUAAAAUCAGAGAUGAGUCAACAUCUCUCUGACAAUUGCUGGCCCCCCAACUGGACCCCUCUGGCGAAAGUAAUUGGAGGCCAACAUGAGGCCGUGGCGUGCUUAUGUUCAUUUUUUAAGUGAGGGUGAAGGUUGAUAGUUGGGGGGGGCUAAACAAUGCUCCAAAUUUAGGCUUAAUUUUCUUGAAGUAACAACAGGUAUGGUCAAAUGUGACCCUUGCACUCCCACCUUAAGAUAUCUGAAUGGAAAUGGGCUCUGUGGGUACCCACCAGUCUCAGCAAAUGAUUUGUUGCUUGUUCUCCUUCAAAUUAAAGCUCUAUAUUGGAAUCACCUAACAUGUAGAUAAAUUACACAUUAAAACAUGACUGUUGUGGAACUUAAAAUGUUAACUGAACUGCUAUUAGUCUGUGCACAUCAGAUAAUUAGUAAUAUUAACUGCAGGAUAAGAAAUCAAAGUAUAUGAGUAUGUGAUUCCUCCACUCACAUAUUGACACAGUUUUCAAUCAGCCUAUUAACUUUUACAGCAUAAUAGAAUUCCUAUAAUUUGGUUAUGGCUUGUGGAUUUGAUCUGGUGUGCCACCUCAAGAUCUUUAGUGGCCCCAUCUGGCCACCUCAAUGAAAAAUUUCUUGGGGAGCCGCUGCACAACAGGCUUCACAAAGGUAGUGUUGCAGCAGUGUUACAGUAUUUGGGGUCACAGAGUUUAUACUUAAUGGGCUGAUGUUUGAAACCACCAGCAACGUAUCACCACUAGGCGGCAGGACAAGCCAGCAGAUUCUGGUGUUUCCACUGUAUUGUCUUCAUCACUCUCUUCCUCUGCAGAGAGAGAGACAGAGAGAGAGAGAGAGAGAGAGAGAGAGAGCUGCAAAAAACAAAGAGAGUUUUGCAAAGACUCUUAAGACAUCCAGUGUCUGAGGAUCUCUCUGUUGCAUGGUCUUGUCAUUAACAAAAAGCAGCAAGAGUGGGAGGUUGUGGAGCUCUUCUCAUCUUUUGUGCAUGCUGUGUCGGAGCCAGUGAUGAGAGGGUCCCAACAACAGUGAGAGCCACAACACUCAUGCUUUCUCUCUCUCCCCUCCACUUCUUAGUGACACUCACUGCUCUCCUUUGGAUUAUUGCUUUUUUUAUGCUGGAGACGUCCGUGGAGGAUUGAAAGAAGAAUCAGCAAGGAGGAUUAACUUUGCAACUUCUUUAAACCAACUUUUUCUUUACUGAAGUUGGUUUUAUGAGAUUUUCUGCAGCCUUCAGAAUAAUGCCUUUGUGCUGGAGCAGAAGCUCCUGGUUUCCAGUGGUGUUUGGUGCUGCGCUGGUUGUUCUCACUGCUGGCAAUGCUGGACCGAACCAGGACAGGAGGCAGGCUGGGUCAUCCUCAUGCUUUGGAGGCUUUGAUCUCUACUUUGUUUUGGACAAAUCUGGGAGUGUGCAGAAUCACUGGACAGAAAUCUACAACUUUGUUGAACAUCUAGCUCAUAAAUUCCUUAGUCCACAGUUGCGGAUGUCCUUCAUUGUGUUCUCCACUGAGGGAAGGAUCUUGAUGAGCCUGACAGAAGACAGGGAACGCAUUCGUAAAGGUCUAGAGGAGCUCCAGAGGGUUCUUCCAGGGGGAGACACCUUCAUGCAUGAGGGCAUACUGAGGGCCAGUGAGCAAAUAUAUUACGGAAACACUGAAGGUGUUCGCACUGCCAGUGUUAUCAUAGCUCUGACAGAUGGAGAGCUGCACGAGGAUCUUUUCUACUAUGCUGAGAGAGAGGCCAACCGCUCCAGAAGUCUUGGUGCCUCUGUUUACUGCGUGGGGGUGAAGGACUUCAAUGAGACACAGCUGGCAAAGAUAGCUGAUAGUAAGGACCAUGUCUUCCCCGUAAACGAUGGAUUUGAGGCCUUGCAAGGGGUCAUCGACUCGAUCCUGAAGAGGUCCUGUAUCGAGAUCCUGGCAGCAGAGCCCUCUAGCAUCUGUGCCGGAGAGUCCUUCCAAGUGGUGGUGAGGGGGAAUGGAUUCCUCCACGCGCGCAACGUCGAUAAAGUCUUGUGCAGCUUCCGCAUCAACGACACCCUCACUAAGAUGGUGAAGCCUUUGGUUGUAGAGGAUACAUAUCUCCUCUGCCCUGCACCAGUGCUUCAAGAGGAGGGGAUGGCAGCAAACCUUUAUGUCAGUAUGAACGAAGGUCUCAGUUUCAUCUCCAGUUCGGUCACCAUUACCACUGUUGGCUGUUCUGAUGGGACCAUCCUGGCCAUAGCUCUGCUCAUCCUGAUGCUGCUCCUGGUCUUGGCUCUCCUCUGGUGGUUCUGGCCUCUCUGCUGCACUGUGAUCAUCCACGAACCCCCACCACCAGCUGUGGAGGAGAGUUCGGAUGAUGAAGACUUUGAAACCCCUAAGAAGAAAUGGCCGACUGUCGACGCCUCCUACUAUGGAGGAAGAGGAGUUGGGGGAAUCAAAAGGAUGGAGGUCCGCUGGGGUGAGAAAGGCUCCACUGAAGAAGGAGCCAAGCUGGAAAAGGCCAAAAAUGCCAAAGUGAAGAUGCCCGAGCAGGAGUAUGAGGCGGGCCCCACACGGGUUCUUAACAAUGGCAUGCACAAACCCCCGGGGCCACGCAAGUGGUACUCACCCAUCAAGAGCAAACUGGAUGCAUUGUGGGUACUUUUAAGAAAAGGCUACGACCGUGUGUCCGUGAUGAGACCACAUCCUGGUGACAAGGGCCGAUGCAUGAACUUCACCCGCACAAAGUCUCCCUCUCCUCGCUACCCAAACUACAACAACCAGCAAUCUCCCAUCUACAACCCUCCCGUCAGGAGCCCGCCGGCGCCGCAGGGCACCCUACCACCGAGCCCCAACAGCCCUCCAUCAUCUCCAUCAUUCUCCUUCUCCACCUUUCCCCUGCUGCCUCCAACGCCUCCUCCCACCUCCAACACUCCCUCCCCUCCCAUCACGCCUCCCCCUUACACACCACCUCCCACCCGGGCCCUUCCUCCAACAGCCCUGCACAUACCUGCCCCGCCAGCGCUCCCACCUACUCCUCCACCCUCUGCCUCCCCGACUGGGUCCCUGCCUCCUCUUCCGCAGGGACCUCCUCCAGGACGGGCCCCUCCACCUGCUCGCCCACCGCCUCGCCCUGGCCUGUAGAGCUCCGGGCACAGAUGGGAGAGAGUUUACCAGGAUUUAAAAAGGCAACUCAGAGUCCCACCAACAAUCAGCACAUGACCAUCAUUGAUUGUACCUGCGAGGACAUGCGAGUGCCGCAUGCCACCCUCAGUGGGCUGUGGCUUUUCUGCCUUGUGAAGUGGAGCAGAGAGGACUUGUUUUUUGCUAUUUGUCUACAGUGACUUUGGUACACAUUUAGCCCAACAGUGCAAUUGCUCUGAUGCUUGAAUUACACAGACAUUCCCUACAAAUGAGGUCAUGCGGGCCGGCUCAAAAACAUUUGCCUCCAUGGUCCUCAGAGCUGCUGCAGGCCCAGUUGUCCCCUCCACGAGCACACAAGAUUGGACGAAUCCUGACCGAGCAGAGGAAAAACAGCUUGUUCUGAUGCCUUUGUAUAAGGAGCACAGUCAAAAUGAUCAUGACACUAAAAUAUGUCUGAGUAACAUUCCUAUCUUCCCUGAUAAGAGAUAAAAGACUCAUAUUGCAAAUGUUCCACACGGGAUGUUUUAGAAGAAUCUGAAAAAAAUCCCUGUUUUUGUACUCUUGAAUGUUGAGCAAUUGCAUGCAAUAGUGUUUGAGUUGUUCUUUUUCUAACAUUUCUACCUUGUUUUAUACAACAUAAAUGCAUUUUUUAUUUGUACUUUUAUUGUCGAGUAGACCACAUUUUUCAUUGUUGAGGUUAGACAAACAAUGAUUGCUGAUAAACACAUGUACAGUAUGUGUAUUUAAACAGCAACGCUACGUAUCUGAACUUGUUCCUGCAACUUUUGACUUCCGUGACAUGUAUUAAACCGGCCUAAUGUGAGUCACAGCUGGCCUAUUUUUUGUGCACAUCAGAGUAAACAGUGAAUUUAGACAUAGUCACCAAACAUUACUAUGACAGACCUGGCCGAGAUGACUGCAAUCACUGCAUACACUGUCUAUCAGUAUGUGAACAAAAAGUAUGUCAGAGUCAGGGAAAAGCUUUGCACAUCAUCUUGCUCAUCCACCCACAGCCUCCAGCAAAAGUUGUUUUUAUGAAGUAUUUUGAUAUAACCAUUUGUGUCAGAUAUCUGGGUGUGUGUGUAUGCCAAAAAGGAAAAGACUAGUCGACUAUACGUAUUCAUGACAGCCAGUUUAAUCAACUGAAACAAAAUAAUCCAGUUCUUUUUUUUGCACAUGGUGCUUUCAAUUAAAGCAUUCUGUUUCAUGGGUCAAACAAAGUUCAGCAUAGAUUGAAUUAGAGGUUAAUAUGCAGCUGCUCUUUGAUGGUGAUCAGAGGAGUCUCUGCAGAAAGCAAUUAAGAUUGCAGACUCAUCUUUAGCAAUCUCUAGCGAUUCACUCAAUGUCUUAUAUAAAUGUCAUGGCAAAACUGAAAAGACCUUAUGUAACUUUCCACCAAUACAGUACACUGUGUACAC
Epinephelus moara (kelp grouper) is the source of this 7535-nucleotide messenger RNA. RefSeq names its product anthrax toxin receptor 1-like. The coding region runs from base 4225 to 6117 and encodes 630 amino acids. Gene Ontology annotation, molecular function: signaling receptor activity. The transcript has 18 exons. NCBI's taxonomy places the organism in Eukaryota, Metazoa, Chordata, Actinopteri, Perciformes, Serranidae. The record is from RefSeq and is a predicted model, not a curated record. Gene Ontology annotation, cellular component: membrane.